AUGUCUUACUCUAAAAGUGGUGCUAAGGCGUCAAGCAAGAAAAAUGAUACUUCUAAUGUGAGUGGUAGUAAAGGUAGUAGUAAAGGUGGUAAAAAUAAUGGUACUGUUGCCAACAACAGCAGCAACAACAAUAGCAGCAAUGACAAUACUGCUGCUGCUAAUAAUAAUACUGUCAAGCAACAGAUGAACCCUAUCUCUACUCAAAACCCAAUCGAUACUUAUAUCCCAUCAUAUUUAAGUAGAUUAGUUCCGGAAUUAAAUUCUUAUGAACAAUUGCUGGAUGCUGAGAAAAAAAUUGAUAUAUAUUUAGCUAGAAAAAAAAUUGAUUUGAAUCAGAAUAUUAUGCAAUGGUCAGCAACUUCAGACUCAAUGGCGUCCUCCAUGAACAGCGAUAAAAAAUCAUUUGAAACUAAAUUUUUACGUGUUUUUAUUUUCAAUACAGCAGAAAACCAGCCAUGGCAAGAUGAAUCGCAAGAUUUGAGUAAUGCGUCAUGGACUUUAAGAAUUGAAGGGAGACUACUAGAUUCAGAAGAUAUUUCUUCAGAGUCAAGAAAAAAAUUCAGUAGUUACUUCCAAGGUAUAGCUGUGGAUUUCAAAAAAAGUAAAGAAACAGCAGCGCCAUUACAACACAAAACAGAAUCAAACACAGAAGAGGCAGCCGAUGUUGAAAUGACUGAUGCUGAAACCAUUGAAAAUCAAAAGGAAAAUAUUAUCGAUGCAGUGGAAUGGAACUUUGAUGCAAAAAAUCCAGUUCAAUUCGAUGGCCUGGAUAUGAAAAGACCAGGCUCUGAAAACUUAGACUGUACCAUUACUUUGCAACUGCAAAACAUGACAGGUUCCGUUUUAGAAUAUUCAUCACAAUUGGCUUCUAUUAUAGGUUUUGCACAAGGUUCCAUACAGGAUGCUGUCUAUUUUGUCUACAAAUAUUUACUGAUAAAUAAUCUGUUAACAAAGGAACCUUCUUUAAAAUCUGCCAACAACAACAGUUCUGCUAGUGUUAAUAGUACUACAAAUUCAAAUGAUCAAACUAACGGGGAUAAUACUGUUAUUCAAAUCGAUUCGUUGCUAUCAGAGUUAAUAUUACCAGAUCCUUUACAAACUGAGUAUGGAUUUACCAAACCUUCAACACUAACUUUAAAUGAACUAUUGGCUCUAAUAAAUAAACAUGUUUCACCAAUGAAACCAAUUAAAGUAGAUUACACUAUCAAGGUCGAUAAAUCUUCCACAUACGGUGAUGUCGUUUUUGACAUUGCAGUACAAGAACCUGUUGACAAAAACGGUAAAAUACAAAAUAAAGAUAGUUUAUCAUCAGAAGCAAUUUCACUUUUAACAUCAAUAGAUAAUCAACAAUCGGAAAUGAAAUCAAAAUUAGAUGAAUUACAUUAUAACUCAAGGUUGUUACAUUUACAAUUAAAUGAAUCGGCUAAGAAAUACCAAUUUUUCCACAAGAUAGCAGAAAACCCAGUUCCAGCUCUAAAAGAAUAUAUUGAAUCAAGUUCAAAUGCUUUAAAAGUAUUAUCUGGUGAUGAAGGUUAUAAUGAAGAUAUGGUGAGAAGAUCCCAAUUUUAUAAAGAUAAUGAGGACGUGCUAUUUGAAAAUCUUGGUGUGUUGCUAGCUAACGGUCGUAUGUAA
Molecule: messenger RNA, 1632 nt
Organism: Tetrapisispora phaffii CBS 4417
Lineage: Eukaryota; Fungi; Ascomycota; Saccharomycetes; Saccharomycetales; Saccharomycetaceae
Gene: RSC6
Product: Rsc6p
Exons: 1
Coding region: 1-1632 (543 amino acids)
Source: RefSeq, a predicted model, not a curated record